GCAAGCCCUCCCUUUCUCGUUUCCUUCUAUCCUUCCUGAGAAAGCGCCUGGUGCUGUUGAUCUGUGCACCGAUCCGGAGUGGAAGCUGUAGAUUUUAAAUUUUAUUUUAGUUUUAAAGUUUACAUCUGCUGUUUUAAAUCCAGAAAUGAAAGUAGUGGCGUUGAUAAGUGGUGGAAAGGAUAGUUGCUACAAUAUGAUGCAGUGCAUAGCUGCUGGGCAUGAGAUUGUGGCCUUGGCUAACCUACAGCCAGAGAAAAAAGAUGAAUUGGACAGUUACAUGUAUCAGACAGUUGGCCAUGAAGCAAUAGACUUAUAUGCUGAAGCUAUGGACUUGCCAAUGUACAGGCGCACUAUUCAGGGUACAAGUUUGGUGAUUGGAAAAGAUUACAAUCAACAAGAUGGAGAUGAAGUAGAAGAUCUUUACCAGCUCUUGAAACUUGUUAAGGAAAAAGAGAUUGUCGAGGGAGUCUCUGUUGGUGCCAUUCUUUCUGACUAUCAAAGGGUCAGAGUAGAACAUGUAUGCCAGCGACUUGGUCUUCAGCCCUUAGCUUACCUUUGGCGUCGAUGCCAGGAGGAUUUACUCAGAGAAAUGAUAUCUUCCAACAUCCAUGCCUUGAUCAUCAAAGUUGCAGCUUUUGGCCUUGAUCCUGAGAAACAUCUAGGAAAAACACUGGCAGAAAUGGAGUCCUAUCUUCAACAGCUUUCCAAGAAAUAUGGUGUUCAUGUAUGUGGGGAAGGUGGAGAAUAUGAAACACUAACUUUGGAUUGCCCCUUGUUUAAGAAGAAAAUUGUUAUAGAUUCCUCCAAAGUUGUUGUGCACUCUGCAGAUGCCUUUGCUCCUGUUGGUUAUCUUCAGCUUUUAAAGAUGCAUUUAGAAGAUAAACCAAAUUAUUCAUAUACAAAAACAGUAUCUGGUAGUUCGUGUCCAUGUAUGUGUUACAUUAAAGAAAAUUGUGAAAGCUUUGAGUCUUUGAAUCGAGAACCCACUGAACACGAAAUAUGUGCAACAUCUCCACUUGAUAACGAGGACAGAUUUUUGCCUUGUUCUCUAAGAGCAAACCUUGGCUACCAAUGGAUAUGUGUUGGUAUGAAUUUCUCAUCAGACAAAGGUGCCCAGGACCAAGCCAGACUUGUGUUUUCUUUUCUAAAAGAUGAGGUAGAAGCUAAGGGAUUCAGACUAUCAGAUGCUGUAUUGAUCCAUCUUUACCUGAAAAGUAUGAGUGACUUUAUUGCAGUUAAUACAAUCUACAAGACAUUCUUUGGCUUAAAUCCUCCUGCAAGGGUUUGUGUUGAAGCCCCUAUGUUUGGUGGAGAACAUCUCAAGGUUGACUGCCUUUUACAUAGUUAUGAAACAUCCCAUGUAUACUCUUUGGUUCCCCAGAAGCAAAUUAUGCAUGUUCAGAGUGUAUCACACUGGGCUCCAGCUAAUAUUGGACCUUACAGUCAAGCUAUAAAGAUUAAUGAAGCCAUUUUUUGUGCUGGACAAAUUGGGCUUAUACCAUGCACAAUGCAACUUGUUCAAGGAGGUGUUCAAAAAGAAGCCAUACUAACGUUCAGUCAUGUAGAAAAGGUGUUAGAUGCUAUGAACAGUGGCUUAACACUCAGACAUGUAUUAAUGGCAAAUUGCUAUGCUAUUAGCAAGAUGGACAUUCCUCUUAUCAAGAAAAUAUGGGAAAAAUGUACAGCAGAGGAUGAUUCCUAUGGAGAGGAAAAGAAGAAAUGCAGCACGUUGGUGGUGUCUGUGGUGCCUCGGCUGCCUAGAAAUGCAGCUGUAGAGCUGCAUGUUAUUGCAGCUAAUGAUAAUCCAAGAGAAAGACUGUCAUUAUGUCUAAGGAAAGACCUGGAACACUUUAGCAUUGAAUGUGAAAUGCUAAAAUCAAGUUGUUCUGCUUUAGCCUCCAUUUCUUUAUCAGUGAGUUUGUUGUCUCCAGAAGUCAACUACGAAAGCACAGAAGAAGUCCUUGAAUGUCUUGUUUCAACUUUAAACGGAGCUUUUGAAAAACUAGGAAAUUAUUUGUCUGUUUUGUGCUGCAGAACCUUCUAUAAACACAGCAACAAAGCUGCAGUGUCCCUGCUUAAAGGUUUUGGCAAGACUCUGCGGCCCUGGCUGGAGGAGAAGCAGCCGGCUUUUAUUUCUGUGCCUGUUGUUGAUUUACCAGACAUGACAAUUCUGCAUAUUGCUUGUUGGCUCAGCCAGUAGAAUUGAACAGGACUAAAAUUCACCCCCACAGCAUUUUUAAAAGAUGCCAUUUGUUUUCUGUUUAUUUUGCUACUUUCCAUUCUGCCCACAGUUUUGAACCUUUCAAAAAUAGAUUAUGGAAAUUUAAAUAAAGACUUCCAGUUUAGA
Molecule: messenger RNA, 2347 nt
Organism: Polypterus senegalus (gray bichir)
Lineage: Eukaryota; Metazoa; Chordata; Cladistia; Polypteriformes; Polypteridae
Gene: dph6
Product: diphthamine biosynthesis 6
Exons: 15
Coding region: 146-2200 (684 amino acids)
Biological process (GO): protein histidyl modification to diphthamide
Molecular function (GO): diphthine-ammonia ligase activity
Source: RefSeq, a predicted model, not a curated record